Molecule: messenger RNA, 5524 nt
Organism: Wyeomyia smithii (pitcher-plant mosquito)
Lineage: Eukaryota; Metazoa; Arthropoda; Insecta; Diptera; Culicidae
Product: serine-rich adhesin for platelets-like
Exons: 11
Coding region: 432-4382 (1316 amino acids)
Biological process (GO): regulation of transcription by RNA polymerase II
Molecular function (GO): RNA polymerase II cis-regulatory region sequence-specific DNA binding; protein dimerization activity; DNA-binding transcription factor activity, RNA polymerase II-specific
Source: RefSeq, a predicted model, not a curated record
UGUUGUACUUCGUCGCGCUUGGUCGGAUUUAUUCUGCACUGUUCCACCAGCACACUUACAGUGGACUGACAGAGGUUCGGAUUCGUAGCAAAUUGCUCAAGAAGUUUAAAAGAUAAAUCGUUGUGUUCGGUGUGUCUUAAAUUUGUCUACGGUCGCCAUUUCAAGCUCCUGGAUUCCGUUGGAAAAACGACUGUGAUAUGCUAGUUCCUGUAGUCAGCUUAUUAGAUGAAAGUUAGAACAAGUGCUGGCAGUGAAAUCAGUGUGAUAUUAGAAGCUGAAAAUGUCGCUCAAUGAGCGUCUGUGAUAUAAUAGUGUUAGCGCCAAACAAAAAAACGGACGGAGCCUUAUCGUGAACACUUUUUCUUUCAAGUGAUAAUCACACGCAAGAUUAGUUCAAAGCGACCAAUCUAGGAUUCGCGUUUCGGACGGCGAUGUACAGUGAUAAGAGGCGCAGUGUUUACGUUGAAAGUAGCGGUGAUAAGGACAAAUGUUUCCCAUAUUCUAUUCUUUGGAGACAUCAGCAGCAACAACAGCAACAGCAGCAAAAACAACAACAGUCUCAGCAGAUGGCUCCAUUCCAGCAGGCUCCCAUAAAUCCGCUUAUCAAUGAAUGCCUUGCACAUUCGGUUUCGCCUGGAUCUGCUUUCUACACGAAAACUAUGGUGACCGAUGUGGGCAUAUGCUUUAGCAUGAGCAACGUCAAUUUGAACAGUGACUGUCCACCGUACCUUGGCCAUCCGUCGCUGUCCGUCCUCGGGAAAGGCUAUGCCAACGAAGUCUGGGCACCGGCAAAUGGUUCUGCUGCUGCUUCCGCACUUGCCAAAUACCGGUCGACAACCCCAGCGUUCAAACCGCGAAACCGUACUCCACCUAACCAUGUUUCCUCUUCCCAUUCGCCACCGUCAAGCGCUCCCUAUGCGGCUUCCUAUAGUCCUUAUUAUUUUGCUCACCCGAAAAUUCCUAUCAAGAUCUACAACAAUCGUAAUCAUUUGUAUCCUUCAAACGCCGGUCGGUCGACGGAUGAUCCAACGGAAGCAGUUUACGGUCAUGAGUUAAACAACUACUACGGAUAUACGAUUACGGACUCUCAGACCGCCGAACCGAAUAAAUAUCUACUGGACGAAUCGCAUCGAAAUGCCCACCAUACAUACCUAAACAAUCACUGCUACGAUAUCUGCAUGAACAAAGCUAGCGGCGAAAUGGAAACCAUGGUGGACUCACUAGGUUCACGUGACGCACUUCCGGCGGAUAGCCCUCCGAUUAACGUAGUUGAUGGUGGUGAUGAACCGGCGGUGAGUGACGGAAGUGACGGUGAAUCCACGCUGCUAGAUCAGCAAGAAGAACCGCAGGAUUUUAGCCUCAAGGGACCAACCUCCGACGGAAACUGGCUCAGUAAUAACGCAACUCAACCGAUGGACGACGUGCUGCCGGCCGAUGAAGAGUGCAGCCGACGUACGGCGGCACCCAAGAAGAAGUGGAUACGGCAGCAUUUGAAGGAUGAACCUCUCGUAAACGGACAUUCCACAGCACCACCGCUCGUUGUGAUAUCGACCAAUGGUAGCAGCAGUAGCAACAGCAGCACCAUCAUCAGCCACCAGAAACACCAUCCCGCCUCUUCCCUUACGAUUGAUCUCUCUACCAAGAGCAGCACCGGCAACGGUCAUUCGCAUCUGUCCAGCACGCCACCAUCGUCCGGCUGUUCGUCGUCAUCCUCUACGCUUACCAUCUCGCCAGUGGAUGAUUCGCAAUCGUCGCUGAAUCUGAGCAGCGGCUCCAGUGGCUACAUCACCAGCAACAGUGCCAACAGUUCCAGCUCGCUGAAUCUCAGCGGCAGCAACAGCGGAUCCUCCCCGCUUCCCCUGGCCGGUGCGACCAUUAACGGUGUUGUCGUCCACGGUUCCAAUUCUCCCUCGCUGCCCCAUGAUCUCGUUAUCGUACAGCAGCAACAACAACAGCAGCAACAGCAACAACAACAGCAACUUAGUCAUCUGGUUGGCCAAACACUCAGUCACAUACCGACCGGCGGCCGACGGAGGACCACCAGUUCCAACAGCAAUGGCGUCGGUACCCGGGAAGUGCACAACAAGCUGGAGAAGAACCGCCGGGCCCACCUGAAGGAGUGCUUCGAGCAGCUGAAGAAGCAGCUCACGAUGCAACCGGACGAGAAGAAAACCUCCAACCUGUCGAUACUGCACGCCGCAAUACGGUAUAUUACGAUGCUGAAACGCCGGGAGCGUGAGUACGAGCACGAGAUGGAACGGCUGGCGAAGGAGAAAAUUGCCGCCCAAAAUCGGAUACUGGUGCUCAAGCGGGAGCUGUCCCAGUGGGGUGAUGUGGACUUUUCCCGACUCGCAACGGACACCGCCGAGCCGGUCCCGAGCGGGGCCAGCGGCGGCACUGUGCUGUCAGACAGAGAUCUACUGAACGACGCUCCGGGCGUUGCACCAGGCCGCAAUGGACUGCGGUACAGUUCAUCCAGUUCAUUGUCCAGUGUUGCAACGACGGCCUCCCUGAGCAACUUACCGCUCCAAACCACCAUCUCACCUGUGAUGAUGUCCGGUUCAUCGCCGACACGUGCAAGUCCACCGUCAACCUCCACGUCGCUGUCGGUGAAUCGAAGCACCAACUCCCCGGCCGCCAUUCCGCUGUCGCUCACCACCAAGGGGAGUCCGAUACCGGUCGCAGUAGCCGUAUCCGCUGAUACGCACAAUGGCAGCGGCUCGCCGUCGCCUUUGAAACUUGCCGUCAACAGCGGAACCGGUAAUAUACCGAACGGACUCAACUUGAAUGCAAUGCCUGCUAGUAACAACAGCAUGUCGAAUAGUGGCAGUUUCAACGGGACCAGUACAAAUACCACUCUGCCGUUGUUUGUCGGUGCAAACAACAUCAAUCAAUCUCAGCUGUUCACACCUGUGACGGCUACCAUUCUGACAGCAGGUGGCGGUACCUCCAUCCAGACGCUUCCGUUAAAUCUGAACGUAACAUCCACCAUGUCCAACGGGGGCUCCCAGCACGGUCACGUAGUGUCAUCCGCACCACCAACCGCCGCCUCCGGUAUUAAUGGGUUCACCGGUUCAACUCCGAGCAGUUUGCAGAUCAUUGGUAAGACCGCUAACGGUACCACAAUCCCGGCGGGGCUUAUCAGUGCCAGUACCGGCAAGGAGCUGAUCAAUGGCACCCGGCUCCCGAAGAAUGGUUUUCGCACCGAUGGCAACAAAAUUGAAAUUAUCACAGCCCCCACGAGUGGUGGUUCCUCACUUGACCAACCAGCCACGAAGGUGAUUAAAUUGGUCAACGGAAACACCAUUGUGGGGUUGACCGCGGUCGAUAAGGUUGUUCAGCAAGGUGGACUUAUGGUCAGUCCAAUUCAACUGCUGGCCUCUGCCCAAGGUCUCCGUGUUAUUCAGCAAGCGCCCAAUGGGUUGGCCACCAUUGAACUCAGUACACCUGCUAAUGUGCAAACACAGUCAAAUCCAGCCCAACGAACCACCGGUGGUAGCGGAAGCAUGCACAGCACCACCGCCAACAACAUUAAUACUACCAGCUCAUUGCAUUUAUCCAGUCAGCCAUCUACUAUUCAGUCAAGCCAAACAUCAACCCACCAAUCGCAGCAGCAUCAGCCGCAACAUCAAAUCCAACAAAUGACCAGUGCCCAGCUGCACAAACUUCUGCUAAGUUCCACUGGGACCAACGGACUCAACGGGUUCACCAAUGGUGGCAACGGUAUCGUAACUAGUGCAGCCUAUUCCAACGGGAACACGACUAGCAUCACACCGGAACUGGCUCGAUUACCAGGCGGAGCCGAACUGAACAUAUUGCCGGCUGGCACUAACGGUGCCACGGCGCUGCCCCUCUAUCGGAGCACCGGGGGCCAACAGGGAAAGCUUUCCUUCGUGAAUGCUAUCUCCACCGUUGGCGGUACCGGACUGACGUUGAAAGGUACCGAUUCCACAGUAUCCAGCAACGGUAACCGAACGGCUGUACACGUGGUCACACCUAUUCAGACCAGUGCCGGUCAUUUAUCGGGCUUGACACCGGUCAUGGUUUCCCGCUACGAUCCGGACAGCAGUCUGCCUGCUUUAUUCACCACGACUGCCACCGGGCCGCAAGCAACCACUCAGUUGGGCAAGGUGGUAAAAACCGUCGGACAGUCAGCAAGUGGCCUGCCCCUGAUUGCGGCCACCCCGAAUGCCCAGUAUCUGAAUACGGUUCUCAAACCGUCCACGAGCACCACCACCGGCAAUAGCGAAGCGACCACAGCCAACCUCAUUCUACUGAACAGCAAUAAGGGUCAAUCGCUAUUAUCAGCAACGCCGCCGACUCCGCCACCACCGCCGAUUGCGAUGUUAACCACCACAGAGGUCACCGCAAACGCCAACUAGUGCCAGCGGCGGGAUAGGAGAAGGCCACUCAACCGGUUUCGAGCCAGGCAGCGAACAAGCGUAUCAGCGUCCGGCAGCAGCAGGAGAGAAAAAGAAUCAAGAAUACAGUGCGCUUCCAGAGGUGUGAAAGGAACCCACGAAUUCAAUUAAUCUAUUCGUCCGACUUUCUGGACAAAGUCCUCUUGCGAAAUAAAAGAAAAAAAACAAAAAUUCAAAAAAACAUUGUAAACUAGUACUAUAUGAUAUCAUUACCCCAGAUUGCAAGUACCACGUAGAAGAGCAACAAGCAAACAUGUGUAAUUUAUAAUUUGUUUUUUUCUAAAAUUAACUGUAGCUCAAUUUUAUUUUUUAUUCCAAUUUUUUAAAAUCCUGCAAACGAUACAAAUCAAAAGAGGAACCACGAAGAGAAGAGAAGAAUGUAUGUAGAGAUGUGUAGACCACACUUAGCAAGUACCGAAGUAAGGCGAUAGUUUGUAAAACUACCGCGAAAUCAAUUUAAGACACUCAAACACACAAGUUUACAAACAUAAUAAAAUUAAGCAGGCAACACAGAAACUAAGUAGAAACGAAACCCAACCUAACAUUUUAUUGUAAAUAUUUAAGACAGCCAAGCCGCGAAAAACAGGAGCACACAUACAUACACACACACACGAACAAGCAAACGCUUAAACAAGCGUUAAGGUGUAUUGAAGUUCUCUUCUUUGUAUGGUAAAACAUAAAGUACAGUAUUUAAUUGAUAAUGAAAAGAAGCAGAUGAAAACAAGAAAAAAGAAAAUAUUUGUUAACGGAACACAGCAUACGAAUUGUGGCUCGAAGCUGCGGCUGAUGGGCGACACCAAAAAACAAACAAACAGCUAAACAAAAAGCUAAAAUAAACAAACAUACGGUUUACUCAUUUGUGCAUGGUACAAAUUAAUCGAGGUGAAUGAGGAGACAGUAAAAAUGCAGCGCGCAUGCGCGAGAAAUAAGAGGUCAAAAAACAAAAAAAAAUCGAUAUGCAUAAGUGUACUGCGCACUUGUGGAGACAGAAGGAGGAAGUGUGUGCAAGCAUGGUGAGCACUAGAAAUAACUUAUAAAUGGAAAUGUUCGAUAUCACAAGAGAACAAAAAUAAAAAUGUACCUAUUUGAGAAGAAAACACACA